Spinacia oleracea (spinach) is the source of this 2023-nucleotide messenger RNA. RefSeq names its product pentatricopeptide repeat-containing protein At4g21065. Gene Ontology annotation, molecular function: RNA binding; protein binding; zinc ion binding. The record is from RefSeq and is a predicted model, not a curated record. Lineage: Eukaryota; Viridiplantae; Streptophyta; Magnoliopsida; Caryophyllales; Amaranthaceae. Bases 132 to 1964 code for a protein of 610 amino acids. The transcript has a single exon. Gene Ontology annotation, biological process: RNA modification.
GGUAAUCUCCCCUGCCUCUUUAACUUGAACUCCACUAAACUUACACUCCAUAUAUUCCGUCUAUAACAAUUAAUAAAUAUUUGCACUUAACAAUCCAUUGCCGAGAGUUACAUCAAUUUUUUGUCCAAACUAUGCACUUCAAACCACACCUUUCACUUUCACCCUUCUCUUUCAAACCCAAUUCUCUGAUUUUCUACUGCACUCAGAUCAUCCCUGAUAACCCAAAACCCUUCAUUCUCAAGCAAUGCAUUGCACUUUUGCAAGCAUGUGCUUCCUCCAACUACAAACUCAAACAAAUUCAUGCCUUUUCUAUCAAACAUGGCGUCCCACUAAACAACCCUCUUCUUGCCAAACACCUCAUCUUCUUUUCUGUUUCUCUCUCAGAAUCCAUGUCUUAUGCCCACAAAAUCUUCUCCCAAAUUCAAACCCCUUAUAUUUUCACCUGGAAUACCAUGAUUAGAGGGUAUGCUUUCAGUGAAAACCCUAAACCUGCCAUUGAUUUGUAUACCCAGAUGAGAGCUCAUCUUGUUGAGCCUGAUACACAUACUUACCCUUUUCUAUUGAAGGCAAUAGCUAAGUUGUUGGAUGUUAAAUUGGGUGAAAAGGUGCAUUGUGUUGCAAUUAAAAAUGGGUAUGAAUCCUUAGUUUUUGUGCAAAAUGGGUUAGUGCACGUAUAUGCUACUUGUGAAUGUCCUGAGAGUGCAUACAAAGUGUUUGAGAAAAUGCCUGUGAAAAAUCUUGUGACUUGGAAUUCUGUCAUUAAUGGGUUUGCUUUGAAUGGAAAGCCUAAUGAAGUUUUGAAGUUUUUUAGGGAGAUGAGCUUGGUGGGUGUUGAGCCUGAUGGUUUCACAAUGGUGAGCUUGUUAUGUGCUUGUGCCGAGCUUGGGGCAUUGGCAUUAGGUAGGAGAGUGCAUGUUUACAUGUUUAAGGUUGGUUUGAAUGAGAACUUGCAUGCAGGGAAUGCACUUCUUGAUUUUUAUGCAAAAUGUGGGAGAAUUAGGGAAGCGAAAAUGGUUUUUGAUGAGAUGGGAGACAGAAGUUUGGUGUCUUGGACAUCUUUGAUUGUUGGGUUGGCAGUGAAUGGGUUUGGAAAUGAAGCAAUUAAGCUUUUCAAAGAGAUGGAAAUGAGACAAUUGGCGCCAAGUGAUAUAACAUUAGUUGGAGUUUUAUAUGCUUGUAGUCACAGUGGUAUGGUUGAAGAAGGAUUUGAUUAUUUCAAUAGGAUGAAAGAAAGAUAUGGAAUUACACCGAGGAUUGAGCAUUAUGGUUGUAUGGUUGAUCUACUUGGUAGAGCAGGAAAGGUGAAAGAAGCAUAUGAAUUCAUUAAGGACAUGCCAAUGCAACCAAAUGCUGUUAUAUGGAGGACAUUAUUGGGUGCAUGCUCACUACAUGGGCAUUUAACUCUUGCACAAACUGCAAGGGCUAAAGUUUCAGAGUUAGACCCAAAGCAUUGUGGUGACUAUGUGCUUCUCUCAAACCUCUAUGCAUCCGAGCACCGUUGGACAGAUGUCCAUCAACUGAGAACCAAAAUGGUGGAGGAAGGAGUUAUGAAAACACCGGGAGUUAGCUUUGUUGAGUUGAGGAAUCGUGUUCAUGAGUUUGUUAUGGGAGACAGAUCUCAUCCUCAGGACAAAGAAAUAAACGCGAAGUUAAGAGAGAUUACAAAGGUUUUGAGAAUGGAGGGAUAUAUGCCUCACACAAUGAAUGUGCUAGCUGAUGUUGAAGAGGAAGAAAAGGAGACUGCCUUAACAUAUCACACUGAAAAAGUUGCUAUUGCUUUCAUGCUUAUUAAUACUUUGCCAGGAACCCCAAUAACAGUUUUCAAGAACUUGAGAAUAUGUGCUGAUUGCCACCUUGCUAUUAAACUCAUUUCCAAGAUUUAUGACCGUGAAAUCGUUGUAAGGGAUCGUAGUAGAUUCCACCAUUUCAAGCAUGGAUCUUGUUCUUGUACAGAUUAUUGGUGAUCAAUGAUCAUCAUUCAUUUGUGAGAUGAAAUUUUCCAAUACAAUUUUUUUUUUUUGCA